Symbiodinium natans is the source of this 4041-nucleotide messenger RNA. NCBI's taxonomy places the organism in Eukaryota, Dinophyceae, Suessiales, Symbiodiniaceae. The record is from the annotation of a GenBank genome assembly.
AUGGAAUGCGCCCGACGUUCAAUGGCCAUGUUGCGGCUCUCAGAUUUUGAGGACAGCCCCCUUGUUAAGCCUCUGGACAUCUUGUCCCCGAAGCUGGUGAUUUUGAGCAUGCUAUCGACGUGCAAGGGCCGCUUCCAAGGCCGCAUCUUCCAGCUCCUUUGCGGCUUCUUCCUGCAGGCCUCACUCUUGACCUUCGCUGCAGCCGAUCCCGUAGCGGCGCGCGGAGCGAGCUGCAAGGUUGAUAACAAGCCAGUGGAUGCAGCGCAAGAUGCGGCACAGAUUGCCGUCGAUGAAACGCAGCUUCUUCAGCAGUUCCAUGCGAAGGGAGUUCUGAAUGCAUCAUCGUCCUUGAAGUCUUCCGCCGAACUCGCUUCUGGAGGAAAUAUGAAGCUGGCCACCAGUCCCAAGAUUGGGAUCAUGUACACCCUCAGCUGCGGCACCUGUGGCCAGAAUGUGUGCGACGGGCCCUUUGUGGAAGAAGCCGCCAGCUUCUCCGACGACUAUGAGCUUGGAGACACGAUGUCCUCUGAUCCUUCCACUGACUGCAACAAGUUCCCAGACAAUCCUCGACUUAUCCGACAAUGCCCAGGGAUGGCGGAUUGUGGUGAACGGGGCGCCCAAGUGCGCCUGCUGUGUUUUCGAAAUUUUGGGGUUCUCCAUCACCUUGCGGCAUGGACUCAGUGUGGCAGAAGCUUUUCCGAGCUCCCUUUCUCGGAGAACCGGAAAGGCAUCGAAUGUGACUAUGAGAUCGGCUCGGACCUUGCGACCUGGGGCUGCGACAAGCUUCCCCAGUCUCCAAGGCUGAUCCACGACUCCGGGACAGGCAAAGUCUACGUGGCUGAGACAGGCUGUCAAGGUAUUUCUGGGAUCCUCCACCAUGUCACAACCUGCCAUGAGUGCGGCUGGGGGAACUUCUGUCGCCUCGAGCUGUUCAGCGAGAACCGGGCAGAUCUUGCAUGUGACUACGAGGUCGGUGUGAACCUGACUACAUGGGGUUGCGACAAGCUCUCGCAAAAUCCCAAAGUGGUCCAUGACUCAAAGACUGGGGCCAUCUAUGUUGUCGAGGAGCCGGUUGCCAUGUGUGCUUACGAUACCUUGGCCGACGGCUCAAGUCCGGAUGUGCGCACGGAUGAGUUCCACUACAUUUUCAGCACGACGGGGUCGACCAGCCUCACUUGGCCUGUAGAAUGCUCUAAGGAGGACGGCCUUGCUUUUGGCAAAUGCCAUAAGCCUGCAGGCUCGCAACAUGCGUAUUGCCUGCGGAAGGGCAUCUCGAGCAAGGUACCAGGUGCACACGACUGGGGUUAUUGCCGGCCAUGUCCACCCGAGGUAUUUACACCAAAGUGCGCCUAUGUCUCAGAGGUGGACGGCUCGCGUCCAUUUCCCAGGAAAGACAAUUGGCGAAGCUGGACUGUUCCUCCCACAGGGGAGAUCCUGUGGAUGCUUUCAGCUUACGGGCAGUCUUGCACUGAAGCAUGUCGGCUGAAGAGUGGGUCCUGGACUUGUUCAGAACAUGAUCUGAGACAGGUUUCCACGGAAGCACAGGCCCGUGCUUCUGUCAGAGCAGCAGGCCAUGAGUGCACGAGGAUGAUUUUUUAUCGCUUGGCCCCGUUGGCAUUCGCGACAGACGGAAGUGAGAGCGCGUGCUCGUAUGGAGCCGCCAUGGAUAAUCCAUCCAGUGCAUGCGACAGGAACUACGUAGGUUCCAGCAUCAAGUCCCAGAACGUUUGCCCUUGUGUGUCUCAAGUCCCGUGGCCAAACCUUUGUUCCACUGUGCACAAGUCGGGACAGUGCGCAGUAGAAACGCUGCCCCAGGAGCAAAAGAAGUACGACCACUCGUAUUGUUUGAGGCCAGGAGUGACUGAAAGGCGGGACAACCAGCAUGACUGGGGCUAUUGCCGGGACUGCCCAGAGUGGUUCCUAGCUCAGACUGACCUGGCUGCGAUGUAUGGCGAGACUGGCGGUGUAAAGGAUUACAUGAGCACCCCGAGUCAGGCUGAGGGCGGCACUUGUUGGGGUCCUCAAGAAUGCAGGAACGGACUUCGGUGCAUUGGCCGUACGUGCAGACAGGCCCCUAUGAGCUCUUGGGGCGUCAGGAAACGGGUGGACAAAGACUGCACCGGCUCCAUCUGUGCCAAAUAUAACGAUUACCUCAAGAACAUGGAGGACUAUCAGAAACAGAUUGUGCGCAACCAGAAACGCAUGAUCAUCGAGUACCAGAGGCUGACCGCUGAGGAGAAGCGCAUCAAGCACAAGGAGGGCUUGAUGGUUGCAUAUGUGACGGCAAACCAGAGGCUGAAAUUGGUGGAGGACCUUCACAGGGCCCAAGCAUCAAAGUUACCAGCUGAUGAUCCCAGGAGAAGGAACCACGAGCAAAUUGCCAACGAUUUGCGGACAAGGCGCACGCCUCUGGAGCAACAGGCUGGCAGACUGGACAGGGAACUGCGCCAUCACCGCACCAUGGUCGGAAUCCACCGGCGGGUGCUCGAUAACCAGGCUAAGCAGAAUGCUGCAAAACACCGCGCCCUCAUGGAGAAGUUGCACAAUGAUGGCGUCAAUCGAUGGCCAGAAUCAACGACAACACCGGGUGGGGAAGCGCGGAAUGAUCCUAACUACCCCCAAAGAACCAAAAACCCCAAGGACUUCAAGUGGGACAAGGCACCUUCAGAUACCGACAUCAGGAAGGUGCAGGAGACGUUGGACCAGAUGGCUGAUUCCGAUCUGAAGGACCGGGCCAAGAAGAAGAAGCGUGGUGCAAUGAUUGGCUACCAGCAACAGGACACGGCUCGCUGGGCAUCCCUUAUGUCAGAAGAUGGCCGGGGGAUGCUGACCUUGGAAGGCAGCUACCAGUACCAGCUCGGCGCAUGCCCAGAAGGCCUUUGCGUGGAAGUUGGUGGUGCAAUCACGGUGGCCUACGAGCAUGAGGUCUACAACUCAGAAGGGGUCUCUAUUACAGUUCGAGUUGAAGCGGAGGUCUAUGCAGAUGCAGGUGCUUCAGUCGGCUGCGGUGCAGAAGUCCAGGGUUGCCAGGUGACGGUUUCGGCCGCCGUCGGGGCCAAGACUGGGGCUUCAACCAGAGUAAAGCAAGACCUGGGCCACGGCGUGACUGCCGACUACACAGCCGCCGUGGAGGCGGGCUACAUAGCCAAGGCCGAGGCGGAAGCUGGCUGCACUUCCAAGAAAGGUUGCACGGCCAAGGCCAAGGCAUUCGCUGGGGCGUAUGCCAAGGCGAAUGCCGAUUCGCAGGUCGGCAAUGAGCACGUCAGCGGCAAGGUGGGCGGGUCCGUGAUGGCCGGCAUUGCUGCCGGCGCAAGCGGCGACGUGAGCGGCGUGUACAGUGAUGGAAAGCUGACACUGGGAGGCAGCGCUUGCGCCGCGGCUCUCGUGGGUGUUUGUGCGGACGUUCAGUUUGAGGUGGACUUGUCUGGUGGUGAAGACUUGGCUCAAGACCUGGGGGACUUCUGGACUGACGUUGCCAGCUCCGACGAUACUCGUGAGGCGCUGCAGGCGACAUCUGAAGGCUUGGGGGAGACCCUGGACAGCGGAGCAGCAGCGGCAAGCGGGAUGGCGAGUGGGGCAACGACGGAAUGGGAGAACCUCAAGAGGGGUGUGGGCGGUCUUUUCCUGUUACAGGACGUGAAUUCAACAACCGCGGAGAUUUUCGAUGAGCUUGAUCGCCUAACCGUCAGGUGCCCCGUUCCUCUUGACCCGAAGCCAGUGACGAGUGACUUCGGCAGCCUUGAGGAGGCUGAGGGGAUGACGAAGAGGCUGCUGCAGGUGGCAGUACCAAGGCUCUCAGAGUCGGAGACAAACUCCAACCAGGAAUGGGCCAGAAACACCAGACCUUCUUUGGGCAGGAUCUCGGACAACAUCGAAAGCUGGUUUAAGCAAGCCUUCCCUGAGCUGCCCAACAUCCCCGACAUCAUCGAUGACAUCGCCCCCAUCCCCAUUCCGAACGUUCCCAUCCCCAUUCCGAACGUUCCCAUCCCCAUUCCGAACGUUCCCAUCCCCGUGCCCAUCCCCAUCCCGGGUUUCCGCUAG